UCUGCUUUCACUUUGUCCAGCUAGGAAGACUGUGUGAGCUGAGCUCAUGGAGGAAAGCAGUUGUUUGUGUUACCUGCCCUUCUUUUCUUUGCUGUCUCCACUCCUCUUCAUCGUAGAUGUGGUGCUGGACCUGUGGGCUGUAGUGUCCCUCUAUGAAGAGCAGAAAUACUCCUCCGUGGGAUUGUUGGUAUUUCUUCUGCUCACCUCCUCGGUUCUCCUGCAGAUCUUCAGCUGGAUGUGGUACUCUGAUUCCAAUAACAUCCCUGAGACCAAAGUAGAGAGAUUCAUCAUCAACCAUGGUUUACUCACUCUGGUGCACAUCUUGCAGCUUGGAGUCUUCCUCAGAAUUUUAGCUGUGGUGGAGAUCUCAAUCCGCAGCUUUAAACAGAACACCCCUCCUCAGGAAGUCGCCGUGAACUCGACUCCUGACCUCAUCGUGCUGCUUUUGUUCAAGGCGUUCUCUGAAAGUGCUCCACAGCUCAUCCUGAUGAUGGUUCUCAUCAUGCAGAUGCAGGAGCUGUAUCUCUUCACAGUCAUUAAAAUUGCCGGCUCUCUUAGCUGCAUGGCCUUCUCCGUGUUGUCCUACCAUCGCAGCAUGCGUGCGUUCGUCCCUGAGAAGCUUAAGAUGGGAUGGUCUUCCUCUAUAAUCUACUUCCUGUGGAACCUUUUCCUGAUUGGCACGCGUGUGGUGUGUAUGUCCCUCUUUGCCUCCGUCCUGCCCUGCUACAUCGCCGCUCACUUCCUGUCCCUGUGGACGCUGCUGGUCCUCUGGGCCUGGUGGCAGAAGACAGACUUCAUGGACACUAAAGCUGGAGAAUGGCUGUACCGGGCCACCGUAGGCCUCCUCUGGUACUUCAGCUGGUUUAGUGUAGCGAGUGGAAAUAAGAAACUCAAAGGAAUCAUCUAUCACAUGGUUAUGGGGGCGGAUACAAUGCUGCUGUUAGGAUUAUGGUGGUGGAAGAGAUCUGUAGAAUCAGCUCGUCUUAGUCCACUACCUAUUAAUCCCUACCUACUGAUUGUUAUGUUAAUGAUAAUCUACAUUAUAGGACUUGCACUGAAACUGGUUUAUUACUGGAAAUUUCACCCAGAUCAGAAAUAUAUGCAGUUAGACAAGAAAAAUGGCAAGCUCUUAAUGUGCUUGCAUAACGAAUCACGUGUUGAAAUUAGUGUUGAACGUACUGUGUUGCCAAAUUAUGAAGGUGAGACAGAAGCCAGGGAGACACUUGACCCUGAACGUGAAGGUGAGACAGAAGCCAGUGAGACACUUGACCCUGGACGUGAAGGUGAGACAGAAGCCAGGGAGACACUUGACCCUGAACAUGAAGGUGAGACAGAAGCCAGGGAGACACUUGACCCUGGACGUGCAGGACGGUUCGAUUAUGAAGGUGAGACAGAAGCCAGUGAGACACUUGACCCUGGACGUGCGGGACGGUUCGAUUCUGAAGGUGAGACAGAAGCCAGUGAGACACUUAAACCCAACACUGAACCCGAAGACAAACUCUCGGUUCUAGCUCCGCCCCAAAGAAUUGAAACUGGUGUCCAAAAGAGAAUGAGAAGAAUGGCUAUUAAUUUCUAUUGCUAGUCCACUACUAGUCUAGAACUAGACUUACACCAGAUGUUUUUUUUUUUUUUUGGUUUUUCCUUUCUUUGCUUUUCCACGAUAUGGUCAAAUGCCAGUUCGAACCCAUCAUCAUUUAAUUGAGCAAUUCCCAUCAAGAACUCAUUUUUAAAAAUAAACACAUAUUACACAAGCUAACCUACAGUAUAUGGCAUAGUAAUACCUGGAAGUGCUUGCAUGUCUCACCCCAAACAUUCUGAGCAAUAAAUGAACUAUUUUAGUGUGUUGUUUUCCAUUAUCCAUUACAAGAAAAUAAUACAAUAAUUAAAAUACAGCACUCAUCCAAAGAUUAAUCUUCUUUUGUACUCCUAUAGUUUGUGUACAUAAUAAAAAGUAAUCGUAAUAAAACACAAACUCGUGGCAAACCAGUCAGAAUAGCAUCAGAAAAUAAUCCCUUCACAAGUGCCAUCACUUUUAUCAGUCAUAUUUUUUUUUAUUGUAUCCUAACCUCUCUACAAGCUGGCUACUUUUCUUGAAUGCCAACAUGAAAAAUGUUCUAUUUGUUUAGAAACAUCUUCAUAAAUCAAUAAUUAUUUUGGGGGAAAAUCUCUUUUUGGGAAGCAAGGCUCAGUUUGACUGAAUUUGUGAACAUGCUUACCCACAGGGGAAUUUUACAGUGUGAACUCCCUGAAAAAAAAAAAACAGCUAACACUCCUGUUUUAACACUUUCUGUGAAGUCUGUAUUUACAAAUCUGUGGAAGCCCAGAAAAAAAGACUGCAUAAUGAAAUAUUGUCAAAAUUCUGAAUUAUUAUCUCAUAAACAUGCAUGAUGUGGUUUCCAGUCUGUGUAUUUUUCUUACAACUGUUAGUGGUGCCAUUCCACUUGGUUUCACAAAUAUCCAAAAAUAAUCAGACAUUUGUUUGAUUUGUUUGAACAGCAAAUAGUCUGAUGUGGAUGCCGAAAAAAGAAACCUUAUAUUGAUGUUUGAAAGAGAGCAGGUCUGUCCCUCUGUAUGAGAUUUAGUAUGUAUAACAUGUACAGCAAAGCAAGACAAAAAUCUGCCCUCCAUUAGUCAUUUUAAUUGUGGACCAGAAUGAAGAAACAAUACUGUUUUUUCCCUUAAAUCAAGAGAAUCUACUCUUAAAAUUUGGUGUCAUUUGAUUAACAGCAUCUUGAAAUAUGUAUUAGGUUCAAGAACACUUUCCGUGUGCACAAAGGCUCGGACUUGCUUCUGCUGCUAACCACUGAGAUAUACUGCUACUUACACACUGUAUAUAUGGCCACUUCUGUACAUUACUAUAAGAUAUUCUGUAUAUGGUCUAUACUUUUAAUGCUGAGUGAAAAAUAUGAAUAAAAACUGGCCAA
Molecule: messenger RNA, 2924 nt
Organism: Pangasianodon hypophthalmus (striped catfish)
Lineage: Eukaryota; Metazoa; Chordata; Actinopteri; Siluriformes; Pangasiidae
Product: XK-related protein 8-like
Exons: 3
Coding region: 47-1582 (511 amino acids)
Biological process (GO): apoptotic process involved in development; phosphatidylserine exposure on apoptotic cell surface; engulfment of apoptotic cell
Cellular component (GO): plasma membrane
Source: RefSeq, a predicted model, not a curated record